This is a messenger RNA of Hevea brasiliensis (rubber tree), 1002 nucleotides long. Its product is annotated as auxin-responsive protein SAUR36. Gene Ontology annotation, biological process: response to auxin. The transcript has a single exon. Lineage: Eukaryota; Viridiplantae; Streptophyta; Magnoliopsida; Malpighiales; Euphorbiaceae. The record is from RefSeq and is a predicted model, not a curated record. The coding region runs from base 319 to 798 and encodes 159 amino acids.
CCCCUUGUUUUCCCCAUCUCUCGUCUCUGCUCUUUAUCUUGUUGUUAUUAUCUCUUCAGCUAGAAAACUAUGGACAAAAAAAGAGUAAAAAAAAAAAAAAAAGAAGAAAAGAACUUUUAGUUGUCUUAUCUUCCUCUUCUUUCUGCUCUCUGAACCAUAUCAACCACACGUGUAUAUAUAGGUGAAGACUCAGCUUUGACUCUCCAAACUAAACACGCGCUUAGAAAUAGAGAGAGUGCUCUGUAAUCCCACUCUUCAUUCUUCUCUAACACCGUUUUCUUGAUACUAAUCUCUAAAUUUCUCUUCUUUUAAACCACCAUGAAAAAGCUUAGAGGUUUCAGGCUUGGGCGCAGGCUUGUCAGAGUCUUCAAAUGGAUAAUCCGAUCCAGGAGAAAACCUACCCCUCGUUCCUCUUUCUUGGACCAAACAACUCGCUCCCUCAAUCCUUUCUCCAAAAUCUUGGCCUUAGCUCGUAACUUAAGACAUAAAGCUUCUCCUUCUGCAAAUUCAAAUCGGGGGUAUAUCCGGCUGGGUCAGGCGAAACCGACGGAGGUGCCCAAGGGACACUUGGCGGUCUACGUGGGAGAAUCAAAUGGUGACACGAGGAGGGAGGUGGUGCCUGUGAUAUACUUCAAUCAUCCGCUGUUUGGGGAGCUGUUGAAGGAUGCAGAGCGGGUGUACGGAUACAAUCAUCCGGGUGGAAUAAAAAUUCCGUGUGGGUAUUCGGAGUUUGAGAAGGUGAAGAGGAGAGUUGCAGCAUGGGGUAAUUGCCAUAACAGAAGCGGGAAGCAACAAUAAAAGUAUUGGUGAUGUGACAACAAAUUUCAAUUUUUCCCCCUUCUUUUAGGAAAUUAUGAUCAAUACUUGUAGGAGAACCAAAUCAGCAAUUUCUUUGCUCACGAAGGAUAGUCUCAUCAAUUAAGAAUUCAACUUUUACCAUCUACGGUUUAAUAUUGUAAAUUUUCAGUAGUUUAUAAGUAAUAUUUAGCAUUUUUUUUUUCA